AUGGGCGGCAACAACAACGAAAAUGGAUCACGGAAAGCCAUCAUUUGUGUUCUUGAUGCAUCAACCUAUGUGGGUUUUUGGAUUCUCAAAGGGCUAUUGGGUAAAGGUUACACGGUUCAUGCAGCUCAGAUAAAGGGAUCAGAGACAGAGAUAGAGAAGAAAAUUAAGGAAAUGGAAAGUGUAGAGAAGAAAUUAUCAGUUUUUAGUGUGGAUAUACUUGAUUACCAUACCAUUCUUGUUGCUUUGAGGUGUUCUGCUUUGUUCUGUUGUUUAGAGAGUCCUGAUAGUUAUGAUAACUCAAUUGUGGAUUUGGAGGUGAGGGGAGCAAUCAAUGUAGUUGAGGCCUGUGCACAAACAGAUGGCAUGCAGAAGAUUGUGUUCACUUCUUCCUUAACUGCAGCUAUUUGGAGAGAAAACAUUUGUUCACAGAAAGAUGUAGAUGAGAGGUCUUGGAGUGAUCAAGAUUUCUGCCGCAAAAUGAAGUCAGCCCUUGAUGUCUUGUUUAUGUGCAGUUGGUAUGCCCUUGCUAAAACACUGUCCGAGCAGGCUGCUUGGGCACUUGCCAUGGAUCGAAUGCUUAACAUGGUUUUGUCAACGCUGGACUAG
This is a messenger RNA of Hibiscus syriacus, 606 nucleotides long. RefSeq names its product cinnamoyl-CoA reductase 1-like. The coding region runs from base 1 to 606 and encodes 201 amino acids. NCBI's taxonomy places the organism in Eukaryota, Viridiplantae, Streptophyta, Magnoliopsida, Malvales, Malvaceae. Gene Ontology annotation, molecular function: 3-beta-hydroxy-Delta5-steroid dehydrogenase (NAD+) activity. The record is from RefSeq and is a predicted model, not a curated record. Gene Ontology annotation, biological process: steroid biosynthetic process. The transcript has 5 exons.